Messenger RNA from Neopsephotus bourkii (Bourke's parrot), 3361 nucleotides. It is a transcript of the gene CSF1R, whose product is annotated as colony stimulating factor 1 receptor. Gene Ontology annotation, molecular function: ATP binding; macrophage colony-stimulating factor receptor activity; cytokine binding. The transcript has 21 exons. Gene Ontology annotation, cellular component: signaling receptor complex; CSF1-CSF1R complex. Lineage: Eukaryota; Metazoa; Chordata; Aves; Psittaciformes; Psittacidae. Gene Ontology annotation, biological process: protein phosphorylation; multicellular organism development; positive regulation of kinase activity. The record is from RefSeq and is a predicted model, not a curated record. The coding region runs from base 96 to 2999 and encodes 967 amino acids.
AAAGGAGAAGCUCCCACUGGGGACGGAGCUGCUGCUCGAGAGGAUCCCGCACCGCAUCCCUGCUCCGUGCUGGGGGCACCGCGCUCCCUGGGGACAUGGGUCCUGCUCUCCUGCUGCUGCUCACCACAGCCAGCACCUGGCACGGCUCAGCAUCCCUGGUGAUCAGUCCUGACGUCCCUGCUCUGGUUGUCAGCACAGGUGAUCCAGUCACCUUGCACUGCUCAGGGAAGUCCAAAGUUGAAUGGCAAACCAAAAAGGAUGUAUUCAGCAAUGACACCAGCAGCAUGCUCAGCAUUCCCAAGACCACUUACAGGGAUACAGGCACCUAUAUGUGUGCUUAUGUCAACAGCAGUGACAAGAGCAUUGCAACUGUGCAUCUGUUUGUGCGAGAUCCCAGUAACGUGUGGAACACCCUUGCUUUCCGGGUCGGUGUGACCAGGGGUGGUAACGCUGAGCUGCCCUGUCUCAUCACGGCCCCCGAGUAUGGAUCCAGUGUGACCCUGGUAAUGGAUGGUGGCUCUCACCUCCCACCCGGGACCAACUAUUCUUUCAGUGCCGAGAAAGGAAUGACGCUGUACAAUGUGCAAAGCAAGCAGAAGGGCUUUUACAGAUGCCAAGCAGUGAUAAAUGGGAAAAUUGAGAAGUCGCCAAGAAUAAGACUGCUUGUGGAAGAAGCUCUGGAGAAGCCUGUAUCAGUGAUGAUGGACCCUAUAGACCACGUGCGAAUUGUGGGCGAGCCUUUCAAAGUCACUUGCAGAAUAACUGCUCCUUCCCACAAGUACGAUGUCAGAUGGGUGACGGCAGCAAAGAACGUCUCGACAGCUCAGAACCGUAGCUUUGAGAAUGAGAACUACUUCAUCAGUGAUGUCCUGUCCGUUUCAGCGGUGUCCAUGGAAGACAGUGGGAAGUACACCUGCAUAGCUAACAACUCAGUAGGAGUCAGGAAUGCCUCCACAAUGCUUCGGGUAGUAGAGAGAGGUUACGUGUUCCUCACCCCUCUGCAAGCCACCAGCCAGGAGGUUGCUUUGGGAGAGAGUCUGAUGCUGCAGGUCCACAUUGAGGCUUACCCAAAACUUCUGCGCUGGGGCUGGGAGCACACAAACCCCCUGAAGAACACUGGGAGCACUCCAGUGCAGGGCCAGAUGAUGCCCGGAAACAACCGGUAUAACAACACGCUCUUCCUGAACCGCCUGCAGGAAGGAGAAGGAGGUCUCUAUACGUUUUAUGCCAUCAACAGUGAAACCAACGCAUCGAUUACCUUCAGUGUCUCUGUGAAAUCUCCUCCAAGGCUCUGCAAAAUCAAGGUGGCAGCCAAUGACUCCAGCAUCCUUCAGUGCAUGGCCAUCGGCUACCCUGCCCCACGCAUUGAGUGGUACCAGUGCCCCGUUCACUCUGACAAAUAUGAGGACUAUAGGCUGCUACUAAAUGACUCCAAUCCCCAAGUGGUGAACGUGUUGCCCUUCCGAGAGAUGGAGGUGGAGAGCAGCAUCCCCUUCCAGGAGCUGGGUGCCAACUUCACCUUCUGUUGUAUGGCCAUGAACAGAGAGGGGAACGCUUCUGACGUGUUUCACUCACUCACCAUCACCAGAAGUGUCAUGGCCCCCCCAAACAAACUCUUCAGCCCUGUUCUCUCCACCUGCAUCGGCACAUCUGUCCUGCUGCUCCUUUUCCUGCUCUUCCUCCUCUACAAGUACCACCAGAAACCCAAGUACCAGGUGCGGUGGAAGAUCAUUGAGGCCUGUGAAGGGAAUAACUACAUCUUUAUCGAUCCCACUCAGCUCCCAUACAAUGAGAAAUGGGAGUUCCCCAGGAAUAACCUCCAGUUUGGAAAAACUCUUGGAGCAGGAGCCUUUGGAAAAGUGGUAGAAGCCACUGCUUUUGGGCUGGGCAAAGAAGAUUCCGUCCUCAAAGUGGCUGUGAAGAUGCUAAAGUCAUCAGCAGACACGGACGAGCAGGAGGCUCUCAUGUCUGAGCUGAAGAUCAUGAGUCACUUGGGACACCAUGAGAACAUUGUCAACCUGCUGGGAGCAUGUACCUAUGGAGGCCCAAUCCUCGUCAUCACCGAGUACUGUCGCUAUGGGGAUCUGCUGAAUUUCCUCCGGAAGAAGGCUGAAUCCAUCAUUAUCCAGGAUUCCUCACUGGACAUCUCUUUAGAGAGUGCUGCUGAUUACAAAAACAUUGACCUAGAGAAGAAAUACAUCCGGAGUGACAGUGGCUUUUCGAGCCAGGGUUUGGAAAUGUAUGUUGAAAUGAAGCCUGUGUCGUCAUCAUCAUCUUCAGCAUCAUCAGAUUCUGCACAAGCCAGGGGGAAAAGCCCAGAGGAAGAAGAUGGAAGCAGGGAGGACCUCCGUCCCCUCAACCUCUCCGACCUCCUGCAGUUCUCCAGCCAAGUGGCCCAGGGCAUGGCGUUCCUCGCAUCAAAGAAUUGCAUUCACCGUGAUUUAGCAGCCAGGAAUGUGCUCAUAUCAGAUGGAAGGAUAGCCAAGAUCUGUGACUUUGGCCUGGCCCGGGAUAUCAUGAAUGACUCAAAUUAUGUUGUAAAAGGCAAUGCCCGCCUGCCCGUGAAGUGGAUGGCCCCAGAGAGCAUCUUUGACUGCAUUUACACAGUGCAGAGCGAUGUGUGGUCUUACGGCAUCCUUCUCUGGGAGAUCUUCUCCCUUGGUAAAAGUCCAUACCCUGGCAUGGUGGUGAACAGCAAGUUCUACAGCAUGGUGAAGCAGGGAUACCAGAUGGCCAGGCCUGACUUUGCUCCCUUGGAAAUGUACACCAUCAUGCAGGCGUGUUGGAGCCUGGAGCCCACAGAGAGACCUACCUUCGACCAGAUCGGCUGCUUCAUCCAGAAAGAACUGGAGGUGCAUAAGGAGCAGGACUACACCAACCUCCCCUCCACCACUGAGGAAGACAGUGGCUGUGAUACCUCUGGCUGCUGCGAGGAGUCCUGCGAGCAAGAGGAUAGUGGGCAGCCCCUUCUCAAGGGCAACAACUACCAGUUCUGUUAGCUGGUACCACCAUUGCCCCGGGUGGAUCCCAUCCUCCUGGAUCUGCAGAGCGCAUGGUGCUGCCCUGCCCUAGGACAAAGAUGACUUCAGCUUUGGCUCUCCUUCUUAAGUAUGAGUGUUACUGACUCCCUCACUGAAAUGACAGCGCUAGAGUGACUCAAAACCAAGACUCACCAUGGGGUCCCUGAGGCCUUACCUGAAGCGUAGCAUAGGUUGUGAGGAUGGGAACACUCUCCAUCUCUACAAGGUAAAGAGAGGUCCCUGGCACCUGCCUCCCCAUCCCCAGUGGGGCUGUGUGUGUUUUGGUUUUGUAGGGUUUUUCAAAUACUAGCUGCAGCCAAGUAACACAUACCCACAACUGA